This is a messenger RNA of Alternaria arborescens, 2085 nucleotides long. RefSeq lists its product as hypothetical. The transcript has a single exon. NCBI's taxonomy places the organism in Eukaryota, Fungi, Ascomycota, Dothideomycetes, Pleosporales, Pleosporaceae. The record is from RefSeq and is a predicted model, not a curated record. The coding region runs from base 1 to 2085 and encodes 694 amino acids.
AUGCCCGGGAUGCUUACAAGGUCGAAAUCGCUGAGGUUUCUGAGAAACAAUCGCAGGGAGGCCACGGAGCAAGACAAUGGGGACUCAAUGCCGCCCGUUAAGGGUCCUCAAACAGACUUUGACAAAUACAAGGGAACAACUUCUGAUUCGAGGACUGAGGGAAAUCUAGGAGUUCCGGAUACGGCAAAGCGACCAAGCACAUCAGGCGGACCUGGUGAGCGUCUACCCAUGUUCCAUAAGAAAACAAAUCCUGUAGCAUCGAUCUAUUCUCAGGAUCAUAUCCACUCCUUUCAAUCGCCUACCACUUCCACAACUGUACUCUACAGCCCGGACGCCACGAAAGAGCAGGGAGUCAUUGGAAUCGCUCUUGGUUCGCCUACCUCAAGCUCACACUGGAAAGCGGCAUCUCAGGUGGCGAUAUCAACAGUAGAUCCCAAGUUUCCCGAUUCUUCAAUGGCGAUGUUAAGCCAACCCAACGAUUCCUCAGUUUCCUUGGCCAGCCGCCCGGAAGCACCAAAAUCUAAACUCAGUCGAUGGAAGUCGUUAUUCCGUAAAGCGCCUCCACCUCCAGUGGAAAAGCCCUCAUUCUAUCAGCUGGCGCAGACCGUUGCUGCAGCACCUCGAGCAGACAGCCACCAUGAUGACGAAGUACUCGAACCUCAGGCACCUCAGGCAUCUCAACCGGAGGAAAUGGAGAGGGAGAAACUGCGAAGUGUGUCCCCGCCUACCUAUCGACCCAACAUCCGAGCAUCACGCAAGUGGUCACCUGGGGAGUUUGUUCCGCCUCAAUCGCCACCAGAGACGUCUGCGACAAGGGAACGGGCAUUAACGCUCGGAAGUGUCCCAUCACAUGGACCUAAACAGUCCAUUCAACGAGCUUUUACAACACCGGAUCUAGGAGCACGAGACAUUUUAGUCGACGCCCCCCCACCUGUGCCAAAGGUUGAAGUGUCGAAAACAGGUCCCACCACGUCUGUAGACGACGGGGGGCCUCUUCUUGAUGUCAGUCUUCCAGACAUAACGAUGGAGAGAUACAGUGUUAUGUUCGGAAAUCUUUUGCAGUCAGACCCGAGCCGGUCAUCGCUCUUGGCACGGCGACAAGGCAAUGCUGAGAAGGUCAAGCCACUGCAGGAGCUGUCCGCAAAGGUGUGUACUCACAGCUUGAGCUACGUUGGAUGUCAGCUAAUAGCACAGCAGGGCAAUGAAAACGACGAAAGUCCUGUAGAUUACAGCCUUCACCGCAGUGUAACAUCGCCCACUCCAGUGUCUGGUUCACCCCGACUCUCGCUGUUCCCUUCCACCAACUCAAACCGCGCACCAUCACCUCUUUCCGGAUCGAUCAUGAACCGCAGCAGGAAGGAUCUCAAGCGAUCUAAAACAAUGCCUACGAAGUCUCCACUUCAGCAAACCUUCGCCCAAGAUGCAGAGACUCCGACGGUACAUAUUGAUUCUACAAAACUGAAGCCUGCCGCAUCUCCGUACCUGAAGCCAUCAUUGACCCCUACUUCGAUCCGCAGCUUCGAAUCCGAGGCCGAAUCAAUCACGAUUAUAGUUGCUCAGGCAUCACCUGGUCAUUCCAAACCCAUCAAGUUACGCCUCGAUGAGCGAGAGCCCGAGUGGGAGAUUUGCUCCAAGCCUGGCAAGACUGCAAGAAGCGAGAACCUUAUGGUCAACAGUGUGUCAGAUUCCCUACUCUCCCGCUCUCCUUCGCAGAAGCAGCCAAGAGUCACAAAACUCAGUGCGCUCUCAUCACACCCGGCUUCAGCUCCCCUCGACGCACCUUCGCCUCUACAACGAUUGCAAAGUUUGUCAACUCCGCCACAUUCGGCCAGCAGACUUGGUGAGAAGCGUGCAGAGAUUCAAGCGAGAAGAAGGGAAGGAAGGACGGAAGAAGUCGCUACGGCGAAAGCCAUGGUCGGCGUUGCGAGGAGUGUAUCUGUCAGCAGAGCAAACAGCCCGAGAGCUGUGGUUCGUACCAUGACAAGUCCGCAUGAGGAUCGUGUUGUGGAUCGAUUGGCUCUGACCCCUACGAUGGUGGAAGUCAGGAACCGAAAGAGCCAGAGAGUGCAACUUGAGGAUGCUUAG